AUGCCCCCUCCCUUGGUGGAUGCAUCUGGCGAUGCAUCAAACGCGUCAAUUAUCAUGUUAUGGGCCAAUUUUUCCAACAGCCUGACUUUGUUGACAACAGUGCCCUCUGUGAAUGACUUUCUGAAGGCUAUGGAUGGCCCUUUUGCCCGUCUGAGGAGCCUGGUUGGACAACACACUUCCACGAAAGAUAUGCCACAGUUCCAACCCCUUGCCCCCCUUGAGGACGUUGUAAAGAACAUUGUGCAAGAGCUAUGGGGGCACACCUCCGUCAAGGCAGUCAGAGGUAUUGGGAAUAUACUUGAUGAAGCAUCCGUGAUAGACGACCUCAGCUUUGAAGAGACCAAUCAUUUCUCAGCGGGACUCGAUAGCCAAGAUGCAGCAAGCCUCCGCAAGUCAGAGCAUCUGGAAAUCGAGGAGAAGUAUCCAGACAGGGCGGACGAAGUGAAAGCCUUUUAUGACAAAGUUCUCGUGCAUUAUGGAGACAUUAUUUUGUCUAAGGACGAAAGAGAGACCCAACCUAAUGAAAGUCUCCAUCUGCUUCAGAAAAUGACAGGAAAAUAUGCAGCACAGGUCUGCGCACUUAGUUCUGUUGGAAUAUGGGAUGGAUCACCUGGUUUACCUCAUUUGGAUAUCAAGGAUUCCACCCAUCCCAUUGGCGUCACUGUAGUGGGAUUUGUAGCGGAUGAGACUGUCCCCCCAGAACAGUCCACGGUAGCUUUCACCAGCUCACCAAUUAUGGCAGAAAUGGUGAAGGCUAUGGGUCUGCCACUCACCGAGGAUGCAGCCCUUGCCAUAAGGAAUCUGUAUGAUGGCAUAAAGGCUUUCAGCCCAUACCAACCCGAUAUCAGCAAACAGAGAAGCUUCCUUCGUCAUCUUCGUGCCUUCACGAACCUGGACAAGUCCAACAAUGAGAAGUUUGGCACAUCAGGCCUGAUGAAGUCUGUUGUAGCAACUGCCAGGCAAAGUGUCCAUUUCCAUGAUAGCCUGGACAAAUACCUGAUGGUGAAGACAGAGGCCAUGGACGAAAACGACAUCGAUUAUCAUACACCGAUAUUGAAAAGGAAAGACAGCCUUGCCAUGGCAGACAGACAAGCUGCUGCAUGGCUUAAAACAAUGAUACAGGAGGCAACAUGUGUAAGCGAGCUCGGGACCGACUGGAGGGUUGCAAACGUACUUCCAUUCUUACUUGAGCAUCAUCUCCGUUUUGCCGGCUGGCAUUGCGGCAUCCGACGUUUGAACGAGUCACUCCCUUGUGAUUGGACCCCAUGUGAGUCUGCUCGGGGUAUGAUGCGGCUCUACCACUCCGACCCUGAACAGAAAUUGAAAAUCGAGACAAUGACAGAAGAGGAGUAUGAGAAGCGUGAGGUGCUCCAUUACGCACCUGAUGCAAAUGGGAGUGUUGGCAAAUACAUGCUACCCGAAAAUGAGGCGAGGAGGGCAGUUGCCAAAGCUGCGCUCACCGUGGCAUGA
Molecule: messenger RNA, 1470 nt
Organism: Cantharellus anzutake
Lineage: Eukaryota; Fungi; Basidiomycota; Agaricomycetes; Cantharellales; Hydnaceae
Exons: 10
Coding region: 1-1470 (489 amino acids)
Source: RefSeq, a predicted model, not a curated record